UCUUGAAGAGAUGGAAACAGAUGAAGCCCUGGUGUUAGAAAUAUAUCCGAAUUUAAAUUUCCCAGAGAAUAAGCCAAAAAAACAUGAGUUUGAUGUCUUGAUACUAACAACUACUCAUCCUGGCAUUGUCCUCUCUGUGGGGUCUUCCAGUCCGAUGGAUGUAACACAUCUUGGAGAAUAUAACGAGGCUCUGGCUAGAGAAUUGGCACACCAAAUGAAAUACUUCACAAAGGAAUAUUUCAAUUUGCUCCCGAUAUCGAUGACUGUUGAAGAUCUGUCCAAGGAGAAUCUGAAGAAGAAGAUUGACGAAAUAACUACACAUCAGCUCUUGUACUACCCUUAUCACAGACUGGAAAUGAAUGCAGCGAAAUACAGCGCAAUGGUGGAUGCGUUUGUGGCGAUAGACAUGACAAGUCAUUUUAUGGAAGAUACUGCCGAUGACCGUGAACCGCCUGAACUUCUCGACUGUCCCAAAGAGUUGUCAAAGUCUUUCAAUUUUGUGGAAGAUAUUGCCGAUGACCGUGAACAGCCUGAACUUCUCGACUGUUCCAAAGAGUCGUCAAGGUAUUUCGAAACUGCGAGAGUCGUACGUGCGGCAGAAGGUGGUGUACCAGCAGAGUCAAGAUCUAGUGAAGAUUGUGGGUUUUUGGACAAAGAACUACGCAUUGUUUUGAUUGGCAUCACUGGUUCAGGGAAAAGCUCAUCUGGCAAUUCCAUUCUUGGCUUUGACAACAAACAAGGCUUUAAAUCGGAGGCUAGUCCUACCUCGAUUACAACAGAAUGCUCAGUUAGGAUGGCUGCGCGAUAUGACCGUAAUCUAGUGGUCAUUGAUACUCCUGGCGUGUGUGAUACUAGACGAGCAAAGGGGGAGAUCACCAAGGAUAUUAUCCAGAGCAUUACCAUGUCAGCACCAGGUCCUCACGCCUUCGUCAUGGUUCUAAGAGUCCAGCGAUUUACCAAACAAGAUCAAGAUACAAUUACAUACUUCAAAGAUGUAUUUGGGAACGAUAUGUUAAAAUAUUUGUUCUUGCUUUUUACUGGACUUGACGAUCUUGAAGCGGAUGGCAAAACCCUACAAAUGUUCCUAGAUAAUGCUACAGGAGAACUUAAACACCUGAUCCAAGAAUGUGGUGGCAAAUACACUGCAAUAAACAAUCUGGAAAAGGACGUUACAGUGAAAGAAAGACAAGUUAAAGAGUUGGUAGAUAUUAUCAAGAGCAAUGUGGCCAAACAUAAUGGCAAUUAUUUUACAACAGACAUGAUGAAAGCAGCAGAGGAAGAGAUUCGUAAGCGGGAAGCCACAAUACGACAAGAGAAAGAUGAAGAAUUUAGAAAAAAAUUUGAAAAUAUCCAGAAAGAAGUAGAAAAAAAGUUUGAAAAACGACUAAACGAGUUGAAAAAAGAAAACCAAGACUUGAAGGGCAACUUGGAUGAAUCGAAGAAAAAACUAGAGCAAAUGAUGCUGGCAGAACGCAUGGCGCGACUAAAGCUUGCAUACGACGACAUCGCCGAAGUAGUUAGAAACGAAGUUCGAAAACAUGCCGAAACCAACGAUUCCUUCAUAGACACUGUCAGGAAUGCAGUCCGUAGAUUAGGGAAAAUCAUGAAAUAUCCUUUGAAAACAAUAUUGGGGAAAAAAUGAAAUUAAAAAUAAACAAUCUGACACAGCCCCCCGAAAAAGAACACAUGUAUCAGCAGAUUAAAACAUACGUUUUAUAAGUAUAAAAGGCCUAAACAUUUCUGUUACCGGGUACAUGCAAAA
Gigantopelta aegis is the source of this 1762-nucleotide messenger RNA. Its product is annotated as GTPase IMAP family member 4-like. The transcript is spliced from 5 exons. Gene Ontology annotation, molecular function: GTP binding. The record is from RefSeq and is a predicted model, not a curated record. NCBI's taxonomy places the organism in Eukaryota, Metazoa, Mollusca, Gastropoda, Neomphalida, Peltospiridae. The coding region runs from base 11 to 1642 and encodes 543 amino acids.